AUAUGUAUAUGUGUAUAAUUUUUUUCAAGCCAAUUGUUUUUUCAUAGUGCACGUUGCACUGUAAAUACAACGGCGGGAAGGGAAACAAAGCGUAGCGGAGGAGGGAGGAGCAGUAGGAGGCGCCAUGCAGGAGGAGGUAUCGAAUUUUGGCCAAUCAAAAAAAGGUGACUUGUGUGGACGUCAUUAGCAUGUGGGUCUGUAAAUAGAGCGGGCGCGAGGCGGGCGUUAGUCAUUUUCUGUUCGUUUAUUCGACAAGCAGCAUCAUGCCCGAUCCAGCCAAGACCGCGCCCAAGAAGGGAUCAAAGAAAGCCGUGACCAAGACGGCCGGCAAAGGAGGCAAGAAGCGCAGAAAGUCCAGGAAGGAGAGCUACGCCAUCUACGUGUACAAGGUCCUGAAGCAAGUGCACCCUGAUACCGGCAUCUCAUCCAAGGCCAUGGGCAUCAUGAACUCCUUCGUGAAUGAUAUUUUUGAGCGCAUCGCCGGUGAGUCUUCUCGUCUGGCUCAUUACAACAAGCGUUCCACUAUCACCUCCAGGGAGAUCCAGACCGCCGUGCGCCUGUUGCUUCCCGGCGAGCUGGCCAAGCACGCCGUGUCCGAGGGCACAAAGGCCGUCACCAAGUACACCAGCUCCAAGUGAAGCGCGUUACCGCCGUCUUCA
Ictalurus punctatus (channel catfish) is the source of this 659-nucleotide messenger RNA. Its product is annotated as histone H2B-like. Gene Ontology annotation, molecular function: DNA binding; structural constituent of chromatin; protein heterodimerization activity. The record is from RefSeq and is a predicted model, not a curated record. Gene Ontology annotation, cellular component: nucleosome. Lineage: Eukaryota; Metazoa; Chordata; Actinopteri; Siluriformes; Ictaluridae. The coding region runs from base 264 to 638 and encodes 124 amino acids. The transcript has a single exon.